AGGGCUAUGAGCAGGUCUGCGAGCGACGACGAGGGCUGUGGGGGAAGGGAAGGGACAGGUUUGCGAGCAACGACGGCGAGAGCUGUGGGCGACGGGCCCUUGUGCAAGGGCUGCGAGUGACUGUUCAAGGCGAAGGGAAGAGGUGGGAGGAGCUUGUUUCGAAUUUUUUUAAAGGACGAGCGCUCGGUAGAAGAUUUCGAAAAGUUUUUUUUCAGAGAAUUCGCCCGUAAUUUAUUUAUUUCGAACUCCCUCUUCUCGUAUCCAUUUCCAUUUCAUGGCCUCCGGCGACGGCGCCUCGCUGUCACCGGUCCGCCACAGCCUCCUCCACCUCCUCCGCAGCUCCUCGAAGCCAUUCCUUGCCGACCGGAACCCUCUGAUCUCUUCCCCGCCGCCCAUGGCCAGGAAGAAGGAGGGGCGUUUCGCGUCGGUGGCGCUCCGGUUGCUCGGUUGCGCCUCGGAGGAGGCGUCGCAGGCGUACGCGCCAGCCGCGGCGUCCGCGAGGUCUUAUUCGGACUGGCAGCGUAACCGGCCGCGGGGGAAGGCGAAGCGGAAGGAGGAGAAGCGGAGUCGUGAUGGCAGCGACGUCUGGUGCGCGCCUCGUGUUCCAUUUGCCUCCGAGGCGUCGGUGGAGUGUGUUAUAUCGUACCUUCGGUUGGCAGGGAGCGGGCGGCCGGAUGCCGCCGACAGGACUCAUUCAGAGACGCCACACUUGCCUAUAAGUGGAGUCCACCAGGAACAUACCUCAGCCUUCAUGGAUUCAUCCUUGGAACUCAAUGCACCUUUGUUUGGACAUGAUCUUGCAUCAUCGGGGCAUCUUCACAACUUGCCAAUGUAUCACCAAACUCCUAGUCGUCUUGAGGAGAUCUUGAUGUUCCAGAGAAGAAUCUUGCUAGGAAGAAUGGACCUGUACGACCAAUACAGAGAUUGGCAACUCGAUGUUGAUAAUAUGUCUUAUGAGGAGCUACUUGAGCUGGGGGAUAGAAUUGGGCAUGUGAGCACUGGGCUGAAAGAGGAAGAGAUUAUAGGCAGUCGAAGGAAAGUUAAACACUCAUUUUUUUAUGCUUUAAAAAGAUUCUUCUCGACUGAAAUAGAUGGAAAAUGCAGCAUUUGUCAAGAAGAAUAUGAAGCUAAUGAUGAAAUUGGAGAGCUGGAUUGUGGUCAUAGCUAUCAUGUAUUUUGCAUUAAACAGUGGCUUCUACAGAAAAAUGUUUGUCCUGUUAGCAAGACUUCUGUUCCUAGAACUUAGUGAUGCAGUUUAUUGAGGCAGGUUCCAUCCUUUCUUCAUCUCCUGUACGUAAUUUUCUGCCCUAAGGUAGACAAUGUAUUCAUUCUUUUGUAUUUUAUGUUUAGCUUCUGAUAGAAUUUUGGCAUUUCUAGGUCUCUGAUUCUGGUUAGACAAGCUUCACCUUGUUUCUUAUCAUUGGAUGUUAUAGAAUUACAAUUCAUUGUUUUUUCUUGA
This is a messenger RNA of Musa acuminata AAA Group (dessert banana), 1459 nucleotides long. RefSeq lists its product as uncharacterized. Gene Ontology annotation, molecular function: ubiquitin protein ligase activity. Bases 275 to 1246 code for a protein of 323 amino acids. The transcript is spliced from 5 exons. NCBI's taxonomy places the organism in Eukaryota, Viridiplantae, Streptophyta, Magnoliopsida, Zingiberales, Musaceae. The record is from RefSeq and is a predicted model, not a curated record.